Molecule: messenger RNA, 1690 nt
Organism: Tetrahymena thermophila SB210
Lineage: Eukaryota; Ciliophora; Oligohymenophorea; Hymenostomatida; Tetrahymenidae
Product: kinase domain protein
Exons: 18
Biological process (GO): nucleocytoplasmic transport; activation of GTPase activity
Cellular component (GO): cytosol; nucleus; perinuclear region of cytoplasm
Molecular function (GO): small GTPase binding; GTPase activator activity
Source: RefSeq, a predicted model, not a curated record
ACAUAUUUUACAACUAACUAAUUAACUAAUUAAUUAUCAAAAAUUUAAUUGAAUAUUUUUCAAAAAAAAAAAUGAUUUAAAAAACGCAAUCCUUCUACGAUUUAGAAUAAUUUUUGAGCUCAUCUCUAUCUUCUCAUUAUGAUCUUCACAUUGACCUCAGCUACUGCUAAAUAGGAGAUCAUGGUGUUUAAUCAAUAAGUUCUGCUUUAAAAAAAUGUAUUAACCUCUCAACUUUUAGAAUAGACCUUGGAUCUAAUUAAAUAAGCAACGAGGGUGUAACAGCUUUAAUUUCCGCUUUGGCUGAUUUAUCUAAUCUCUCAGUUUUAUAACUUGAACUUUACUAAAAUAAUAUUAGUGAAAUAUGUGCAUAAAGUCUAAGCUGUGCUUUGAAAAACUUAACUAAAAUUUCGAUAUUAAUUAUCAAUCUUGGAUAUAAUUAAAUUGGUUCCUAGGGUACAUUAAAUUUAGGCUCUGCAUUUGUGAAUUGCAAUAGUCUCUAAAAUUUAACUCUCUAACUCAAUGAUAAUUAAAUUGGUUCAUAAGGUCUAUAAGGUUUAAUCUCUAAUUUAACUAGUUGCAGUAAUCUUACAGAUUUAACACUAAUUCUUUAUCAAAAUUAAAUCGAUGAUUAAAGUGUUUCUGCUUUAGUUUCUAUCGGUGAAAAUUGCUCUAAACUAUCAAGUUUAACACUAGAUCUUGGUUGUAACUAAAUUUGUGCUUAAGGAGUAUCACACAUGGGUUCUACUUUGGCUAAAUUUACUCAUAUCAAAACUCUGAAUCUAUAUCUAUACUAGAACAAAUUAGGGUCAUAAGGCACAUCGUGUUUGGGUUCUUUGUUGAAAAGCUGCAAUAAUAUAUCAAAAUUAAAUCUUUCUCUAGAUGAAAAUUAAAUCGGGGUAUAAGGAAUAUCAGAUUUAGCUACUUCUUUGGCAAUCUGUAAUAAUCUCUAAAAUUUAGCAAUCCAUCUGAACAAAAAUGAAAUUGAUGAUGAGGGUAUUAGAGCUUUGAUUUCAGAUUUAUCAGAAUGCACAAAUCUCUGUAUUUUAGAACUUUCGCUUCGUAAUAACUAAAUUGGUGAAUAAGGCGUUUCAGGUUUAGAUUCUAUUUUCUUAAAGUAUAAAAAACUGUCAACAUUUAAUAUUGACCUAGGUGGAAAUUAAAUUGGUGCUACUGGUAUUUAAAGCUUAAGUACAUCUAUUAGAAACUGUUCAAAUCUAUCAAAUUUAACUUUAGCGCUUUACAACUGUUAAAUUGGUACAUAAGGUGUAAAAGAUUUACCUCUGGCAUGCUAUUCUAAUCUACAAAGUUUAAGUAUCAUCUUAGGUUUGAAUUAAAUUGACGAUGUGGGUGUUUCUAAUUUAGGUUCUGCUUUGGAAAAUUGCACCAUUCUCUUCGAUUUGAAAUUGUAUUUAGGCUAAAAUUAAAUUGGUGACCAAGGUGCUUAAAAUUUAGUCUUAAGUUUGGCAAACUGCUCCAGUAUCUUAACUUUAUUGCUUGAAAUUGAAUAAAAUUAAUUAAGUGAAGUUGGUAAAACAAAAUUAACCUAUCAGAUCCUCAAAUUUAAGAGAUUAGCUUUCAAAUAAAUUAGCUUGUGAUACAUAUAAAAAUUAUCAUAUUUUAUUCAAUAUAAAAUACAAAAUAAAAUUGAAACUUGUUACUUAAAUGCUUAUUCUGUAUUUUUUUAUGAUAG